AUCAGUCGUGUCCGCUCGGCAGUCGAGAGAAGUGUUCGAACAGAUUGGACGGAAUUCGGAUUGUGUGCUGUGCAGAUAUGAAUGGUUUUGCUGGAAAACGGACAGCAGAAAUGGAAGAUUGAAGACAGGCGAAAAUCUUCAUGAUUAACGACUGUAGGGUGAUUUUUUCGGUAUUUACGGUGCGAAACAAGUACUGUGAACGGAAAUUGGAGAACCAAAGCAGGUGGAUUUGUAUGAGCUGCCGGAUCGAAAAGUAACAGUGGCAGGAAGAACUGCUUCCACAGCUGGAGGGGCAGGAAAGAAUACGGAUAGUGGGUGUGGUGGCGGUGUGCGAAAACAGGAACGGACAAAGCAAGUGUUAUUUUUUCACUGCUGCGUGCAGUUUGACAUUAUUUCUCUGCACCGCAGUGUCAGGUUCCUCUCCAUCGGAGCUUUUUCGAUUGGACAAAAGUUUGUGCAAAAUGAUGGUUACUGUUGGUGAAACUGUAUGAUGAUUGCCGAGUGAUACAUUUGAUAGGAAUUGUCAUGAGACAUCCCGGCGGAGGUGCAGCAGUAAGCAGUAACAAGGCGGUGAAGGAGUAUGCUGGUAGGGAACGAGGAGCGGAGAGAUUCGAGGACGACGAAGAAAACACAGCUGUAACGAGUCGGUGGAAAAUUUGUGUGGAUCCACGAAUAGGAGGCAACGUCCCUGCCAGGGGAAGGGAUUAGCUGUCUACGCGGAACGAAAAAACAAAAAUACGGCAACAACAUCGGUGUUGUUGUUGCUGUUCGUGCUGGGGGCAUAUAGAUAGAGCGUAUUGAGUUGUACCCAUCGGACAUGGACGUGCCGAAGCUGUUUUCCGACCUGGAGUCCAACAAUCUGGCUGUGGUGGAUGAGGCCAAACGACGGUUCAACGAGUUGUUUACCAGCACGCGUGAAUCAUGGCUCUCGCACAGCAUGAUGGAAUACUUCGGACAGACCUCGUCGAUACGCAUUGUGGAAAUACUGGUCAAAGUGCAGAACCCUCACGACAAGUUCAUCUUGGAUAAGCUGAGCGAGUGGAUUCGCAGUGGCUCAAACAGGAUGCUCGCGUUGACGCUGUUUGGACACAUAAUUCAGAAGCGACCUACGUGGCUGCACAAGGUGGGCAACCACCAGCUGGUGAAGGAAGUCCUCAAGCUUUCCAAGCUAGAGAGGGAAAUUAUCCCGCUGAUCAAUGCUGUGCUGUGCAUUAUCGAUCUGCUGCCGAUCAUUCCACUGGUGAUGGGCACGUUCGUGCAGGAUUUGUUCGAAAUAUUCAACUAUUUAGCGACCUUUGAUCGAAACACUUCCGUCAGUUUGCCUGAAGAUCAGUUGAUUCAUUUGCAAUUCGGUCUAUACGAGUUAUUCAACCGUCUAUACGGCAUGUAUCCUUGCAAUUUUGUUAUGUUUCUAAAGCAGGAGUAUUGCGGGGAUAAACAAGCUGUUUUUCAACACACAAUAAAACCUUUGUUGGAUACGGUUAAGAUCCACCCGCGACUGGUGUCAUCGGAUAAAGAAAGUGAAAUCAACCAGAUUCGAUGGAGAAAUAUGGAGCCGCAUGACGUUGUGAGUGAAUGUGCUCGUAUGUCGCUCGACUACAUGAGCAAGCCGCAGGAAGUGCAAAACAGUCAGCUCAUCAGCAGCGAAUGCCCCUGCUAUGCAACCCCCAUGAAACCGGUAGAGUUCAAUGCCAUGACCGCGACAAUCGAUUUUCAAUGGAAGGCUACAGUGAAUUACUUUAAUAAGACCUCUACGGAUGAAAAGCUUAGCACCAUAGCUGUACAGAACUCGUUCUGGUCACCGAGUAAUAUGAUGCAACCGACGCCACCCCCUGGUCCGGCAACUGUUCCCAACACUCCCAAUCCAACCCCCAGCUACACGAUUCCUUCUAUAUCGGGUCCUUUUCUACCGGCGGCUGACGGUGCUUCCCCACCGGAAGCAGCCGUUGAAGCCACUCCGGAAACCACACCGAUGAAGGACAUCGUGAAGCCAGUUCGACCGUACCCCAUCAAUUCGGGAACGGUUCGAGCGAUUUGGAACAACAGCCAACCGUCGUCGCCGAUCAAGAAAGAACCGACCAGUCACUUCAACUUCAACGAAAAGAGCAUCAUCACUUCACAAAAGCUGCUCCGAAUGGUGAACGAUCGGAACCAUUCAGUAAUGCAGAUUGCCGGCAACUCUAACACCAAUACCACAACCACAGCAACAUCAACGACCAGCAACAGUGUGCCUUCCAGUCCGCUACCGAUCGAUCAACCGACGUUAGAAAUCUAUCGAGUUUCCCAAAAGGUCGCGAACCUCAAGCUAACUCCCGGUGGAACGGUUCUCGCUCCACGGCACGACUCAACGACGCUUGUGCAGUUAUCCGAUUCUACCCAAGAAGAUCAGGAAGUAAACGACAUCAACAGCCACCUGCUGCAUGAUCAGAUAAGCAACCAGCAGCCGCAACACCCUCUGGUUCCGCUACACCCAAUGAAGGAAGCCUUCGAUUCCGAAGACUUCGAGCAGGAAGAAGGUUCACCGUGCUCAGCUGGCGGACUACACUUCAAAAAUUCUCAAUCCAUGAUAAACUUUACUCGAAAUCGGUAUCGGAUGCAUAGCCAGUGCCUAGUAGAUUCCGAUCCCAGCUACAGUACCGGCACUUCGCCAGCCGAGACAAAUAUCUACAUGCUGAAGAACAGUGUUGGAAUCAAUGCUACACGGGGUGCGGUAUGUGAGGCACUUAAGCGGCACCAACGGAGGCACUCGCUGCCUGAUUUGAAAAAGUACAGCCUGAGAGUUAACCCGAAAACAUUGUCUGGAGAUAGGCAAGAUCUGACGCUCGUUGAAACGAACGGAGAUAGCAGCAGUGGGAGUAGUCCUUCCGAAGAAGAGGCCAUCUCAGCGGCGACACAUUUUCACAAGAAGCAAGAGCAAAAGACUGAAGAGCACUUACGUAAGAACAUGGUUCUAUUUCAGCAGAUUCGUAGGAAUCUCACUAACGUUGGAGGCCAUAAACCGUCACAGCCCGUCGGCCCUCCGGUAUUACAGCUCGUGUCCAGCGGUACACAAACAAUCGAGAACUACCCGCAACCAUACGAACAGAUCAUUUACGGUAUUCUGCAGGAGGAACAAAAAUUCAAGGCCGACAUUGCGAUGAAGCGACUGCAGGAAAAAGCGGAAUCUGGUAUCAAAAUGGACCCGAACGCCAUGCUCGACAAGUACAUAGAGCUGUGCGUGAAGAAGCGAUUGGAAACUGGUGACCCGCGACAAAUAGAAGAUCUAUACCUAGACCAUAUCAAAUUGCUAAACUUGCAGUUGCAGUUCGAAAAACAUCGACGGGAAAUCCACGCCGAGCGGAACCGUCGACUGCUGGGCAAAAGUCGGGUGAUACGGGCGCUGGAACAGAAUAAUGAUGCACUGAAGGACCAGGUUGCCAGACUGACCAAAGAGAUUAGUUCGCUGAAUACGGAACUGGCCGGGCUAAGGCGGAAGACCAACAUGGAUUGCACGAAACGAUCGACGGAAGUGAUCGAUCUGAAAGAGCGCUACGCGGCUGAGACGCGAAAGAAUCAGGAUUUACAGCUGAGGAUCAAAGAAUUGGAAAUGGCGCUAGCGGAGGACACACGAACACGGAAGGAGCAAACGGUGGCUCUCGAACAGGCACGGGGCGAGUUGUUCGACGUUACGAACGAGAUGGGACGGGCGCUGCAUAAGGCCGACUUGGGCCAGCAGUACCGGGACGAACUGACGCGAUUGCAGUGCGAGAUGAUUCUUAUGGGGGAGAUCCAGCUCAAGUGUAAGGAACGUCUUUCCGAGCUGGAAAGUUUGAAGGCCAGGGACGCGGAGAUUGCAAUGAUUCAGGAAACAUACCUGGAAGAGGUGAAAGAUUUGAAAAUUAGCUUGGAAAGCAAAUCAUCUCAACUAGACUCGUCAAAGGAACGAUUGAUGGAAUUAGAGCAGCAGUUGAUGAAGCGUGACGAAACCAUUACGUUGCAGAAGCGCAUGCUUAAAACGGUCAAGGAAGAACAUAAAGAGCAAUUCAAUGCUUUAGAGCGCAAAUACCAUGCACAAAAAGCCAUCGUCGUCAAAAUGGAGGAAGCCAUCCUGGAAUUACGAGGCAAUGCAGUAGCUCGUUCUCCUGAUUCUGAUCGAACUGACGCCGUCGGUUCGCUGGAUCACACGUCCCCUCUGUCGAUUUCGCUGGCUUCCAGCGAGGGAUUGUCCGAGAUCAAAAAUCUAGCUUUAGUGGUCCAGUCUGGAGGCGGCGGAGGCCACCCAUUGCACAGUUAUAAUUACGAGCUGGACUCCAAUCUGCCAACGCCGACCAGUGUGCCUCUCCCACCAUUACCGUUGGACAAUAAUAGUGCGCUGUCGGUGGGUGCUGGCCCAAUGACAAUUGCCAGUACCAGUAGUAGACCGCCGUUGCCUCAUUCCUCCGGCAUGGAUCCCAUGCCAGGCCCAAGUCAGCGGCUAUGAAUGUAUGCUUUGUGCACGUUAGGCAUUUUGCCUGAUUUUGUUCCCGGUGGCAAAGCGAAAAAGGAACUCGUUUUCUAUUGUUUGUUAAUCUAUUGAAUUGAUUAUUACGUUGAAAUCAAACACGGUAAAUCCCGCUGGAAUUCGAUCGGAAAACGAAUCCCACUAACGAUGAUGCAACUGUUUGUUACAUCUAUUUAUGUUGCAACAUCCUAGAAAAUAUUUGCGAAAAAAGGAUCCCGUUGCGCUUACUGAAACAAAGAACUGAAAAGACUGGUGAUGAAUAUUCUCAAAUCGGAAAUCAGUGAGGGUUGACUGAAGAUUAAUGAGUUACAGAAAUGUGAAAAAAUAGCAUUAGUUUGUUGAUGAUCAUUAUUCUAUUGAAUCAAAAAAGAAAAAAAGAAACUAAAUUAUCGAAUGAGGAGAGUGCGUAUAGAAAUUAUAGCCAAGGAAACAGAAUACUAGCAGCGUCUAACAAUUUACGAGGCAGAGAUAGAGCCUCGACAGAGAGAGUGGGGAAAGAGGAUUACAUCAAUAAAGUGACGUUUUCUGAAGAGAAACUAAA
Molecule: messenger RNA, 5021 nt
Organism: Armigeres subalbatus
Lineage: Eukaryota; Metazoa; Arthropoda; Insecta; Diptera; Culicidae
Gene: Tsc1
Product: hamartin
Exons: 5
Coding region: 818-4459 (1213 amino acids)
Biological process (GO): negative regulation of TOR signaling; negative regulation of cell population proliferation; regulation of cell cycle
Cellular component (GO): TSC1-TSC2 complex
Source: RefSeq, a predicted model, not a curated record